AUGAUGUACCAGCACUACAAAUUACGAGUCAAGGGCCCCUUACGUUCUCUUUCCCGACAGAACGGGAUCGGUCGAGUUUGGGGGACGCCGACUCGGACGCUUACUUCCGCAGCUGCGCCUCCUGUGCGGCGUCUGGGCUUUCAACGGACUCCGCCUGGAAGCCCUUUCACUGUUUUUUGCCUCCUCCGCCCGCCGCAUGAGCGGCGGCGGCGGCGGCCCCGCUCUGGGGGUUCCUUCGGCGCCGCGCGUCAUGCGUGUUCGUCGUUAUAUUUAUCGCCGCGCUGUUCGCCGCGCGCUCCUCGUAUCGUGCUCUCGUUCUGCGCCUCCGCCGCCCUCCGCCGCCGCUGGAACGCUGGCGACGAGCCGGCGGCGUCGUUCUUGAGGCGGCACCUGCACCUGCACCAUCAGCCGCCGGUCUUCACCUACGAGCAGCUCCACGCGGCGACUGGCGGCUUCGACGCGCGCCGCAAGAUCGGCGACGGCGGCUUCGGGUCCGUCUUCCUCGCCGACCUCGGCGACGGCCGCCUCGCCGCCGUCAAGCGCCUCCACCGCCACCCCCAAUCCCCCGCCGCCGCAGCCCCGAUCCGGUCCUUCUGCAACGAAAUCCUCAUCCUCUCCUCGCUCCGCCACCCCAACCUCGUCCGCCUCCACGGCUACUCCGCCUCCCCGCGCGCCCUCCUCCUCGUUUACGACUACGUCCCCAACGGCUCCCUCGCCGACCACCUCCACGCCUCCCCCCGCCGCCGCAGCGCCCUCAGUUGGAGCCUCCGUGUCGACGUCGCGCUCCAGACCGCGCUCGCCGUCGAAUACCUGCACUUCGCCGUAAAACCCCCCGUCGUCCACCGCGACGUCACCUCCGCCAACAUUUUCAUCGAGGCCGACAUGCGCGUCCGGCUCGGCGACUUCGGCCUCUCGCGCCUGCUCACGGUGCCUGACGCGUGCUCGACCGACGGCUCCAGAGAGCUCGUGUGCUGCACCGGCCCGCAGGGCACGCCCGGCUACCUGGACCCGGACUACCACCGGUCCUUCCGGCUCACGGAGAAGAGCGACGUGUACAGCUUCGGCGUGGUGCUGCUGGAGCUGGUGACGGGCAUGCGGGCGGUGGACGGGAGGAGGGAGCGGAGGGAGGCGGCGCUGGCGGACUUGGUGGUGGGGAAGAUUCAGGUCGGGGAGCUGCGCCAGGUGGUGGACCCAGCGUUGGUGGGGAAUGGGAGGAGCGAGGCGGAGGAGCAGGCGGUGAUGCGGAGCAUUGAGGCGGCCGCUGAGCUGGCGUUUAGGUGUGUGGCUGCUGAUAAGGAUGACCGGCCGGAUGCGAGGGAGCUGGUCGAGGAGCUGAGGCGGAUCCACGGUAAACUACAGGAGAUUCCCAGUAAAGGGUCUUAGCCGAAGAAAGAUGGUGUCGGUAUCAUUCUCCUUCAAAAAAUAUCCACAUUUGUGAGUGACUCAGCAUAUCUAAGAUACAUAAAACCGGAGCUGUGAGGAGAAUUCCUUUCCGUUACUACUGUUUUGCAUUGAGCUAUCCAUUUCUCAUUGGUAUCUAUCAAAUUCCAAUAGGGGUUAUGGGUAUCUUACCCCGGUCUGUCGGAUAUGGAUGAUCACAAUCAACUCAAGAAAGUGAAAUCAGAAACUUUUUGCCUUUGGAUGGCCUAUCAGGAGUUCUACUCGGUUGCCAUUAUGCAAUUUUGUGUCCUUGAUUGUGAUGGCAAUCGUAUUGGCUUCUAUAGUGGGUAUGCAAAUGGACACAUAUUUAGCAGAGAAUCUCCAUCUAAAGUUAGAAUGGAUGCAAUCAGAGCAAGCUGAUUUAUGCAAUUCCUAUGAGUUUCUACAUUAGUAACAUUUAGCAAACGAAGGUCCAACUUUCCAGUAAUUCGAAGAGGAGUUUUUUUAUAGAAUUGCUCGAGAAUUAUCCAAGAAGAAAAAUGGUGAGGCUAACUUCUGCAACUUUGUGCGGUCAUUUCACGAGUUUUAGAAGCCGUGCGAGCCAACGAUGAGUCUGAAAUCUUUGCUAACUUCAAUUAAGCUGAAAGAAAACUUUUGGCAGCUGAGGGAGAAAUUAUAACUAAAUGUUUCAUAAUGAAGGCAUCAUCCAUUUUAUUAUGCCUUUCUGAAUUUUAAUAUUGUUUUGAAAUGUUGACCAAAAUAGGCUGACAAGUCGAGGCACUCUAUAUAAACAAAUGCUGCCAGGAUUUGAGCAUACUGUCAAGGUUGCAGUUCUUGCAUGCUUAACGGCUUUAUGACGGUAUGUAGAUGAAUAGUUAGCAAUCGGCAGUCACAGAGAAGGUGGGAAGCAUAUUGUUUUGGCUUUGUUGUGGUCAUUCAGAAUUUAAACUCUGAUGAAGGAUUCAUGGAUCUACAUUGAUCAAGAACCAAAAUUCUGCCGAUGUGAUUUGAACCUUAUGUAGGCGGCGUGUUAAUGAUGGUCAUUUCUAACAUGCUGUUCUCUUUGAUGCUGGAAAUGCCUCUUUUCUGUUAGCAAAAAUGCAGUACAGUUGGUAUGGUUUCGCACCAUAGUUUAGCGCGUGUGCAUUCAAAUUCUUGGUUAUGGUAUUCAAAGAUCGCUGUGUUGUAUUAUGCCUGCCCAAAAUGUUAGACGAUAGUUAAUCCACCGUCUACGGUUAAUCGAUGAAGUCAUUAUUGUUUGUAUGUUACUUAUAUCUGAGGGGAACAUGUUGCAAAAGUCGGUUCGAAUAUUCAGAUUUUAGCUUCUAAUAUGAAGGAAUUUGCAAAUCUGUGCGUAUGCUAAGGUGGGUGAAUGAUCCAAUUCUCUGUAAUAUAUUGCCAACUUGCCAUGUAGUUCUUUAACUUGAGCUUGCUCAGAGUUUCGACAGAUGCUCGUCAUCAAUGUUCUCGAGGCCUGCUGGCCUCAUGAGGAUGCAACAUGUCUUACACAAAAGGAACUUCGGAGGAUCGACCCGAAACUUUAUGAAGAAUACAUUAGUCGCAAUUUGUCAGAGCCGAAUUUUCCAAGCUGGGGACAGUUGAUUGGGAUCCAGGUCCUUUCUAAAUUUAUACUUGUCGUCGGAACCGUAUUCAGAAUACUUGGUUGGAUGAUGGACCGGUGCAAGAAGCUUGACUUGAAUCCGAGUCUAAUUCAAAUUCAUUCGGUGGAUUGAUUUUGAAAGUUUUUUUAGAUUAGGAUUUUUAUUUGAAAGUUUUAGUUGAUUUGGAAGUUGUAGAUUAUAAUUCUAUUCCUUUUUACAACUCUGUUCUGAAUUCUCCUAUGAGAAUUUGUGUAAUUUUCAAUUUAGGAUUCCUAGUUGUAUUCUUAAUCGUUUUAACCUAUAUUCUAUAAAUAAAGGUCAAGACCCUAUUGUAAGGCUUGCUUUUGGUUAAUGAGAAUUGAGUUAUUUGAAUUCCUUGUGAAUUUUCUUUGCCUUCUCGAAAGCGUCGAUCAGAGUGUUCGGCCAGACAGCAAGUCCAUGGAUUAUCUUUUCCACCAUUUUAGAAGUUCUAACAAAGCAGCUAAGAUCCGACGAUCGAAAGAAGUUAAGCCGAUUCGCCCCCGUGCGUACAAUGGAUCUGACUCUACGGAAACUCAAAGGAAUCAAUGUUUGAAAAGACGCAUGCCUGCAUGCAUAGGCAUGGUUUCCUAAGGCUGUUAGGUGAAGCGCCCUCGUGGCCUAGACCCAUGCCUUUUCUCUGGCAAAAGGCGCAGUUAGGCACGUAUCUCGCAUGGCAAUCCUGGUGAGUUACUUCUAAACAUGGUUGAAGUUUCUUAUGAUAUGUGGUCCCCUCGAAGUUCUUUAUGCAGGACCAACAAGGAUAUUAUACUUUUGAUUUAUUAUUUUCUUUAAAUUGUGCUUUAUGUUAGAUGUUGUGAUUUCAACUUCUAUAUUGGAUAUGAGAUUUGGAGUACUGAAGUUUCUGAUAUGUUUGUAAAUUAUCUUGUGUGAUCACUUCUUUUUUUUUUUCUCCUUUCAUCACAUCUUGUAUUUGUGUGAACAAUUUAGUCUUUUAGUAUUUCCUUUUGAUUCAAACUACAAAUAGUCAAUUAAAAUUAGACAAUGUAGUGAUUUAACAUGUCAAAUUGUAAAUACAGUAUUAUUUGUCCGCAUAAAUAAAUUUUGAAAGCAGAUGUGGAAAGAUACUUCAAAAGAAAAUCAAAAUUAGAUGUUUCUUGAACUUAGAAGACAAUAGCAACUUAAAUAAACAUCUUUAAGAGAAUUGCUAUGCAAUGUGAAAUUUUUUUGCUAGAGUACUAAUAACUGUGACCCUUGUGCUACAACUCUAUAGUAAUAAAAAGUUUAGAUCUAUGUGGCAAAAUUUUGUUAUUUCUACUCCCUAGUGAAGAAAAUGUGUGCAAGGAAAAUGUCUUGCCUCCUUAAAAAUUGCUGUACUAACAAUUUACUCAUGCUAAUGUGACAGGUUUCAAUGAUUUCUCUUUGAUUAUAUUAAUUAUCAUUCUAUUAAGAAAUUAUACUAUCUUUUUCAUGAAUUGCAUCAAUAGUCCAAUUAAAACAUUCUAUAUCCAUAUGUUCUAAGCAUAGCAUAGCAUAGCAUUACUCAUGCAUAAAUUGAAAUGAAUCUGUUUGCACAUACCUUUUAUUUUAGUUCUCCAUGCCUCCCUCUGUCUUAAUAUAGAACCUGGACAUAAUUGGUUCUUAAAAAAAAGGAGUAACUGUUGAAUCUAUAAAUGAGAAAGAAAUGAGCGUUUGUUCUUUUCUUUUAUUUUCUCUGAAGAUGCUUGUACAUAUGCCGAGGCAGGAAAAAUGUACCGACCAAUUGCGCUCAGCAGUGGUGGUGGUAUGAAAUAUGAAUAUUCGACAGUAAAGCACAUAAUGCUCAUCAAUACAUGUAAAAAACAAGAGUGGCAUUUUGAGCCACCCAUUUAAGAUAGUUGCUCAUGGCCUCCAUUAUUUGAUACAACGACGAAUUUUAUGUGCAAAACGAAUCAAAAAUGAAAUAAAAAAAAUACCGGAAAAAGAAUGGAAAGAACUCCAGUCUCCACUUUCUCGUCAGUUGGUGAGGCUGGUGAGCUUGAGAUAAGCUGCCGCACUUUUUAGAUCGUUCUGUACGCCAUGAUAUUGCUUCUGCAUCAUCGGUUGCACCAGUUCCGUGGAUGAACCACAGCUAACAAAAAAAACAUACAAAAAGUUUUGAGUCAUUGCGAUUCGCUAUAUAUACAUGUGUACGAACCACGGCUAACAAAAAAAACAUAAAAAAAGUUUUUGAGUCAUUGCGAUUUGGUAUAUAUACAUGUGUACAAACUGAUGUGUGCGUGUGAAAUUGGUCUUGCCUUGAUUCAUAAGCUUUUUCUUCAUCUAUGGUAUCAAAAUAUGGUGAUAUCUCGUCAUAUUGUUGCUCAAUUGUAUCGGUCACAGCUUCGAACGGUUGCUGAACUCCUGUUGCAGUGUUGUCCAAGUAUCCGUCAGUUAUGUUAUUCGUGUACAUUUGAUUUGCCCACAUAGGAUCGGCAAAUUUCAUUUCAUUGUUGUCGUCAUAGUUUGGUAAAUCAGCGUGGGAGAUCCGCACGUUUAAAUUAUCAAUUGCAGGAGGUAGGGGAGACUGCGACGUCGAUGAGGAGGGGGCGAGCUGGAGGUGGGUGGAGGAGUGGUAGUACUGAUGCUGAUCGCUCUGAUACAUGGCGAUCUGGCUAUUGAUCCUUUCGAUUUCGGCCCGCAGCUGGCAGAUCUUAACCUGGAGGUCGACAAUGAGGCCGGCACAGCCGAUGUCGGGCAAGUACUCGCGGACGUUGGCCUCAUACAGGAUGGACUUCAUGGCCUCGGACUUCUGGACGGGGUCGAGAUCCUUGAGGAUGCGGAGGAUGUUGCUCACCCCGAACAGCCGGUGCGCGUUCUGGAACUGCUUCGGCUGGUCGGCCGGGAAGUACAGCGCGAGCGGGCAGUCUGCCGUGCACUUGCGGCGCUGGUGCUUGCAUGCGGCGCAGGCCGGCCGGCUCGUGCCGCCCUUUGCCAUCAUGCAAAACAAAGAAUAAGCAGCAGCAGCAGCAGCAGCAGAUGGAAUAGUAGAAGAAUAGAAGGUUGAAUGGUGUGGCUCCUGCAGUAGUCAUGAUGUUAGUAGCUGCAGCAUCAUAAGGUGGGGAGGGGAGAGGGAGUUGGAGUUUUGGAAUUCCGGACCGUUGGGGUUUGUUGAGAAGCAACGGUUGAAGUUAAGAAUGAGUCAAUGGACGUUUUAACUGAAGCGGAUCCAACUCGGGCGGUUUUGCUGAGUCAUCGAAUUGGUUGACACUUAAAUAUAAGGUAGGGUACUAAACAAAGGUUAAUUGCCCAGGACAAUUUUGCAAUUUUGCGGCCUUUUUGUUACUCAAAGGAUCCAUAUAAAAGAAAAGGAUUUAGAAUUAA
This is a messenger RNA of Ananas comosus (pineapple), 6302 nucleotides long. Its product is annotated as LEAF RUST 10 DISEASE-RESISTANCE LOCUS RECEPTOR-LIKE PROTEIN KINASE-like 1.5. Gene Ontology annotation, biological process: protein phosphorylation. Gene Ontology annotation, molecular function: protein kinase activity; ATP binding. The transcript is spliced from 4 exons. The record is from RefSeq and is a predicted model, not a curated record. The coding region runs from base 1 to 1383 and encodes 460 amino acids. Lineage: Eukaryota; Viridiplantae; Streptophyta; Magnoliopsida; Poales; Bromeliaceae.